AUGACCCCAGAGCCCUGCCCCCUGGUGGUGGUGACCCCAGAGCCCUGCCCCCUGGUGGUGGUGACCCCAGAGCCCUGCCCCCUGGUGGUGACCCCAGAGCCCUGCCCCCUGCUGGUGGUGACCCCAGAGCCCUGCCCCCUGGUGGUGACCCCAGAGCCCUGCCCCCUGCUGGUGGUGACCCCAGAGCCCUGCCCCCCUGCUGCUGGUGACCCCAGAAGCCCUGCCCCCCUGCUGGUGGUGGUGACCCCAGAGCCCUGCCCCCUGCUGGUGGUGACCCCAGAGCCCUGCCCCCUGCUGGUGGUGACCCCAGAGCCCUGCCCCCUGCUGGUGGUGACCCCAGAGCCCUGCCCCCUGGUGGUGACCCCAGAGCCCUGCCCCCUGGUGGUGACCCCAGAGCCCUGCCCCCUGGUGGUGGUGACCCCAGAGCCCUGCCCCCUGGUGGUGACCCUAGAGCCCUGCCCCCUGGUGGUGGUGACCCCAGAGCCCUGCCCCCUGGUGGUGACCCUAGAGCCCUGCCCCCUGCUGGUGGUGACCCCAGAGCCCUGCCCCCCUGCUGCUGGUGACCCCAGAGUCCUGCCCCCUGCUGCUGGUGACCCCAGAGUCCUGCCCCCUGCUGGUGGUGACCCCAGAGCCCUGCCCCCUGCUGCUGGUGACCCCAGAGUCCUGCCCCCUGCUGGUGGUGACCCCAGAGUCCUGCCCCCUGCUGAGCCCUGCCCCCUGCUGGUGACCCCAGAGUCCUGCCCCCUGCUGGUGGUGACCCCAGAGCCCUGCCCCCUGCUGCUGGUGACCCCAGAGUCCUGCCCCCUGCUGGUGGUGACCCCAGAGCCCUGCCCCCUGCUGCUGGUGACCCCAGAGUCCUGCCCCCUGCUGGUGGUGACCCCAGAGUCCUGCCCCCUGCUGGUGGUGACCCCAGAGCCCUGCCCUCUGGUGGUGACCCCAGAGCCCUGCCCCCUGCUGGUGACCCCAAAGUCCUGCCCCCUGCUGGUGGUGACCCCAGAGCCCUGCCCCCUGCUGGUGGUGACCCCAGAGCCCUGCCCCCUGGUGGUGACCCCAGAGCCCUGCCCCCUGGUGGUGGUGACCCCAGAGCCCUGCCCCCUGGUGGUGACCCUAGAGCCCUGCCCCCCUGCUGGUGGUGACCCCAGAGCCCUGCCCCCUGGUGGUGACCCCAGAGCCCUGCCCCCUGGUGGUGACCCCAGAGCCCUGCCCCCUGCUGGUGGUGACCCCAGAGCCCUGCCCCCUGCUGGUGGUGACCCCAGAGCCCUGCCCCCUGCUGAGUCCUGCCCCCUGCUGCUGGUGACCCCAGAGUCCUGCCCCCUGCUGGUGGUGACCCCAGAGCCCUGCCCCCUGCUGCUGGUGACCCCAGAGUCCUGCCCCCUGCUGGUGGUGACCCCAGAGUCCUGCCCCCUGCUGGUGGUGACCCCAGAGCCCUGCCCCCUGGUGGUGGUGACCCCAGAGCCCUGCCCCCUGCUGGUGGUGACCCCAGAGCCCUGCCCCCUGGUGGUGACCCCAGAGCCCUGCCCCCUGGUGGUGGUGACCCCAGAGCCCUGCCCCCUGGUGGUGACCCUAGAGCCCUGCCCCCUGCUGGUGGUGACCCCAGAGCCCUGCCCCCUGGUGGUGACCCCAGAGCCCUGCCCCCUGCUGGUGGUGACCCCAGAGCCCUGCCCCCUGCUGAGCCCUGCCCCCCUGCUGCUGGUGACCCCAGAGUCCUGCCCCCUGCUGCUGGUGACCCCAGAGUCCUGCCCCCUGCUGGUGGUGACCCCAGAGCCCUGCCCCCUGGUGGUGACCCCAGAGCCCUGCCCCCUGCUGGUGACCCCAGAGCCCUGCCCCCUGCUGCUGGUGACCCCAGAGCCCUGCCCCCUGGUGGUGACCCCAGAGCCCUGCCCCCUGCUGGUGACCCCAGAGCCCUGCCCCCUCCUGCUGGUGACCCCAGAGCCCUGCCCCCUGGUGAUGACCCCAGAGUCCUGCCCCCUGCUGGUGGUGACCCCAGAGCCCUGCCCCCUGCUGGUGGUGACCCCAGAGCCCUGCCCCCUGCUGAGCCCUGCCCCCCUGCUGCUGGUGACCCCAGAGUCCUGCCCCCUGCUGCUGGUGACCCCAGAGUCCUGCCCCCUGCUGGUGGUGACCCCAGAGCCCUGCCCCCUGGUGGUGACCCCAGAGCCCUGCCCCCUGCUGGUGACCCCAGAGCCCUGCCCCCUGCUGCUGGUGACCCCAGAGCCCUGCCCCCUGGUGGUGACCCCAGAGCCCUGCCCCCUGCUGGUGACCCCAGAGCCCUGCCCCCUCCUGCUGGUGACCCCAGAGCCCUGCCCCCUGGUGAUGACCCCAGAGUCCUGCCCCCUGCUGGUGGUGACCCCAGAGCCCUGCCCCCUGCUGGUGGUGACCCCAGAGCCCUGCCCCCUGCUGGUGGUGACCCCAGAAUCCUGCCCCCUGGUGGUGGUGACCCCAGAGCCCUGCCCCCUGCUGGUGGUGACCCCAGAGCCCUGCCCCCUGGUGGUGGUGACCCCAGAGCCCUGCCCCCUGGUGGUGGUGACCCCAGAGCCCUGCCCCCUGGUGGUGGUGACCCCAGAGCCCUGCCCCCUGGUGGUGGUGACCCCAGAGCCCUGCCCCCUGGUGGUGGUGAGCCGUAAUGCGCGGCUCAUUAUAUACGAAUAUAUUGGUGUUUUACGCCUGAGAGAAACAAGGGGUACUUCAACAUCAAAAACUGUAAACAAAUACUUCUCAGUGCCGUGA
Molecule: messenger RNA, 2724 nt
Organism: Knipowitschia caucasica
Lineage: Eukaryota; Metazoa; Chordata; Actinopteri; Gobiiformes; Gobiidae
Source: the annotation of a GenBank genome assembly